GACGUCCGACGCCCUGACAGACGGACAGUAAACAGAGAUAAUGACAGAUUCGACGGUUUGUCGACACGAAAAUCGCGGGGUGAUCAUGCUGGAUCGCGACUGAGUCACGCUUAGACGUUCAAACAUUUGACCGGUAUUUGUACUUGGUCUUUGCCAUUUUCUCCUAUAUUGACGCCGUUCCCUUCUGCGUUGUCGCUGAUGGACAUCCAAAGCUUACCUUCAUAUCCUUCUCUGGAAACAGUUGAACAGCUCAUCGUUGAUGAAAAACAAGGAAACUGCGUGCCCGUCUACGUUGAACUGCCAGCGGAUUUGAUAACACCAUGUAUGGCCUACCUGCGCAUUGCCAAAGAUUCAAAGUACAGCUUUCUUCUCGAAUCUGGUAUCAGUGGGGAAAGCAUUGGUCGAUAUAGCUUCAUCGGCGCUGAUCCCUUCAAAAUAAUCAAAACGGGCCCUGGCGAGGAAUACAAUGGCGAUCCCAUGUCCAUUCUCCAGAAAGAACUGUCUCUCUACCAAUAUGUCAAAAUUCCCGAGAUACCCACGUUCACCGGCGGCGCUAUCGGUUACAUAUCCUAUGAUUGUAUCCAACAUUUCGAGCCCAAGACGGCAUGUGAACUCAAGGAUACCUUGCAGAUACCCGAAACUGUUUUCAUGCUUGUCGACACUCUCGUUGUAUACGACCACAUAUUCCAGACCCUGAAAGUCGUAUCUCAUGUGUUCAGCCCCAAAAAUGCUGGCACCGGAAAUUUGUCUUUCGUGUAUCAAACUGCUGUGGCCAAAGCUCGAAGACUAGCCAAAGCCCUCCUGGUAAACACUACUCCCGAAGUUCCCCAGCCUCCGAUAACCACACUUGGCAGUGAAAGUGUGUCCAAUGUGGGAAAGGAGGGAUACGAGUUGUUUGUCACAAAAUUGAAAAGCCAUAUAGUAGCAGGAGACAUCAUCCAGGCUGUACCAUCUCAACGACUUGCGCGUCCUACAUCUCUGCAUCCGUUCAAUGCAUAUCGGCACUUGCGACAGGUCAAUCCGAGUCCAUACAUGUUUUAUCUUGACUGCGGAGACCUGCAAAUCGUUGGCGCGAGUCCUGAAACGCUCUGCAAAGUCGCGAAAAACGUUGUGUUUAACCAUGCCAUAGCAGGAACAACAAGGCGCGGCAAGACACCAGAAGAGGAUGCUAAGCUAGGGGCUAUCUUGUCAGCUUCCGAGAAAGACCGCGCAGAACAUAUAAUGCUUGUGGACCUGGCGCGAAAUGACGUGAAUCGUGUCUGCGAACCUAAGUCAGUCAAGGUGGACCAUCUCAUGAAGGUCGAAAAAUUCAGCCAUGUAAUACAUUUGACGUCUCAAGUCUCUGGAACGCUACGUGAAGGGUUGACCAGGUUUGACGCUUUUCGCUCCAUAUUUCCUGCAGGGACGGUGUCCGGUGCACCCAAAAUUAAAGCCAUUGAAAUCAUAUCCUCGCUUGAAAAAGAACGUCGCGGUGUUUAUGCAGGCGCGGUUGGCCGUUUCGAUUUUUCAGCUGACGAAAUGGAUACAUGUAUUGCUAUCCGAACGAUGGUGUUUAAAGAUGGUACAGCAUACCUUCAAGCAGGAGGAGGGAUAGUUUUUGAUAGCGAAGAGGAAGAUGAAUACAUCGAGACCAUCAACAAGCUGAAAGGGAAUGUUCGAGCCUUAGAGCAAGCAGAACACUAUUGGCACGAAUUUCAGCGAGGACAGGGACAGAAGUAGUAGGGAUAGAAAAUGGAAUGUG
This is a messenger RNA of Guyanagaster necrorhizus, 1741 nucleotides long. RefSeq names its product anthranilate synthase component. NCBI's taxonomy places the organism in Eukaryota, Fungi, Basidiomycota, Agaricomycetes, Agaricales, Physalacriaceae. The transcript is spliced from 7 exons. The record is from RefSeq and is a predicted model, not a curated record. The coding region runs from base 199 to 1719 and encodes 506 amino acids. Gene Ontology annotation, biological process: L-tryptophan biosynthetic process. Gene Ontology annotation, molecular function: anthranilate synthase activity.